AUGAAUACCAUGAAGUUUUGCCGCGAGUGCAACAACAUCCUGUACCCCAAGGAGGACAGGGACAGGCGCACCCUCUUCUUUGCAUGUCGCAACUGCGAGCACCAGGAGGUCUCUGACAAUAACUGUGUCUAUCGGAGUGAGGUGCACCACACUGCUAGGGAGCGAACACAGGUCUUGCAGGAUGUAGCUUCUGACCCAACUCUUCCCAGAACCAAGACCGUCCGCUGUGCUCUCUGUGGGCACGGAGAGGCCAUUUUCUUCCAGGCUACAGCAAGAGGGGAGGGGAUGACCCUGCUCUUUAUGUGCUGCAACCCUGAUUGUGGUAACCGGUGGAGGGAAUGA
Messenger RNA from Panicum virgatum (switchgrass), 342 nucleotides. Its product is annotated as DNA-directed RNA polymerases II, IV and V subunit 9B-like. Gene Ontology annotation, molecular function: DNA-directed RNA polymerase activity; zinc ion binding; nucleic acid binding. Gene Ontology annotation, cellular component: RNA polymerase II, core complex. The transcript is spliced from 4 exons. The record is from RefSeq and is a predicted model, not a curated record. The coding region runs from base 1 to 342 and encodes 113 amino acids. Lineage: Eukaryota; Viridiplantae; Streptophyta; Magnoliopsida; Poales; Poaceae. Gene Ontology annotation, biological process: DNA-templated transcription; maintenance of transcriptional fidelity during transcription elongation by RNA polymerase II; transcription initiation at RNA polymerase II promoter.